GACGACGCGAUACCGGCUUUUCUUGUGGCGAAUUGGCUGCGCAUACGCAGUCCGCGGUGCGCCGCAGUAUCGUACACUCGCGUUUUGAACCGUUAGUCGCCAUUUUGCUGGUUAUAUUGCCGCUCCAGUGAAUAAUGCCGACGCCGGACUACAGCGUGGAGCUUGAGCUCGGCGAGCCUCCACCAGAACUGCUGGAGUACUCCCGCCAACACUGUGGGGAAGACCCCAACACUCGUCUGCAGGCCAUAGACGAGUUAAGGGACAUGAUCUAUGAACGAGGGGAGUGCACUCCUCAUCGCAUGGACGACGAGUUCUUGAUAAGAUUUUUGCGCGCGCGCAACUUUAUACCACAAAGGGCACAUCGUUUGAUGGUGAAUUACUACCAGUUCAAGGAAGACAACCCGGAACUUUUCGAGAACAUCUUUCCAUUGGACCUCCGCUGUAUCGGGGACGCUAAUGUGAUUGCUGUGCCUCCGUACCGAGACCAGGAAGGAAGGCGGCUACUACACUUCAGAAUCGGAUGCUGGGAUCCUAAAUCUGUACCUGUAGAGGAUUUGUUCAAGGCGACCAUCCUGGCGUUAGAGAUAGGCAUGUUGGAACAGAGGACGCAGAUCCUCGGAGGAGUCGCCAUCUUUGAUCUGGAGGACAUCGGCACGCAGCACGCUUGGCAGAUCACGCCAUCCGUCGCAGCCAAGAUUGUUAAACUAUUGGUGUCGAGUUUUCCGGCCAUCACCCAUGCGAUCCACAUCAUCAACCACUCGUGGCUCUUCGACAAAAUUUACAGCAUAUUCAGGCCGUUUCUCAACGAGAGUAUGAGCUCCAAGAUCUAUUUCCACGGAUACGACGUCAAGUCCUUACACAAACACAUCCAUCCCGACCACCUGCCAGAGAGAUACGGCGGCAUCUGGCCAGAUUAUUCUUACACAAUAUGGCUAGAAUCCCUCAAGAAAAACUUCGACGUCUCUAAAGAGGUUAUUUCAAUCGGAUACAAAUUCCGCGAAAAGGAAAUUUGCCCAGAAGUCGUGAGAAGACUGGAAGAGGAAGGAAUAAAGUUGUGUUAAAAGUGGGGCAGGAGUUUCACGAAGUUUCACGCACGUAAUCUCGCUUUAUCUGUUUUGUUUAACUUUACGUGUACACAUGUAUAUCUAACUCAGCCACAAGUUCCCAAUUGAGUGCUUAUAUACUUUCUUAUGUUUUCAUGGUAAUAUAUAGGUGGUUUGCAUGUCAUGUUAUCUAACUACACGUGUGGAAAUUUUGCUUGGAAAUGUAUAAAAAUAAGUUAACGAUAUCAUCCCACCCUUGUUAGUAUAAGAUAUAUAAAAUUAGGUUAUGUCUUAGUUUGUAGGAAAUUUGGGUUAAUGUAUGUAAUUCCAUUAGUCUAAAGUAGAUUUAUUUUUAAGUACCUACUUAUAUCUAAUUUUGAGCAAAUAACUAUGCUAUUACUUUAAUUGAAUAUAACUUGAAUCUUUAGUUAGUAGUAGGUUAUAGGUUAUUAUUUUUAUUCUAUUCUUACUAAAUAAAAAAUCGUCAAAAAACCUGUGAUAAUAAAAUUGAGUUCAAUCGAACAAACUAUGAGGUUACUGAGCUUGUUUACUUGUUUUCAGUAGUUUGUUUUUAUUCGAUUAGGUUUUUCAUUAUGUUUUAUGUUAUUCUUGUUUAUACUUAAAAAUACCUUAAAUUAAACUAGUGCCUUAGUGUGUAAAUAAGUAAAAAGUUAAUUCAGUCUGUUCCAAUAAUCUCAUUUACUUGCCUAAUUUAUUUGUAAGGUAGGAUACGUUACAUAAUUUCUUAGAAAGCUAUAAUUAACAUAACAUGCUUGUGGUGAAUUAAAAUACCUGUCAAAGCUAUUUUUACUUUG
Molecule: messenger RNA, 1858 nt
Organism: Amyelois transitella
Lineage: Eukaryota; Metazoa; Arthropoda; Insecta; Lepidoptera; Pyralidae
Product: alpha-tocopherol transfer protein
Exons: 6
Coding region: 135-1061 (308 amino acids)
Cellular component (GO): membrane
Molecular function (GO): phosphatidylinositol bisphosphate binding
Source: RefSeq, a predicted model, not a curated record